Molecule: messenger RNA, 729 nt
Organism: Talaromyces rugulosus
Lineage: Eukaryota; Fungi; Ascomycota; Eurotiomycetes; Eurotiales; Trichocomaceae
Exons: 4
Coding region: 1-729 (242 amino acids)
Cellular component (GO): mitochondrial inner membrane
Molecular function (GO): copper ion binding
Source: RefSeq, a predicted model, not a curated record
AUGACGCGCCCUCACGCUUGGAGGCUGGAUACAUGUUAUUCAUGCUUUGCACGACAAUUACUCAAGAAACCGGCUUUCAAUGGCUCUAGGUUCUUUUCACAGCAUCCCAUCCUGCGACAGCAGCCGUCACCAUACAGCCAUGCCACCUCGAGGAAGAAGAACACCUCCACGCUAUUAUACACCGCAAGUAUUUUAAUGGGCACACUGGCACUGGCCUAUGGUUCCGUGCCGCUGUAUAAGAUGAUAUGCCAGCAAACCGGAUGGAACGGCCAACCCGUCCAAGUGCACAGCACCGGCGACGGCGACACUGCCUCGCGAUUGACGCCCGUCACAGAAUCGCGCCGCCUCCGAAUCACCUUCAACGGCUCCGUCUCCGACGUCCUUCCUUGGAAAUUCACACCACAACAGCGCGAAGUUCGUGUCCUACCCGGCGAGACUGCACUGGCGUUUUAUACAGCUACAAACAAAGGUCCGGCGGAUAUCAUCGGUGUUGCUACCUACAGCGUCACCCCGGGGCAAGUGGCACCGUACUUCAGUAAGAUCCAGUGUUUUUGCUUUGAGGAGCAGAAAUUGAACGCGGGCGAAUCUGUCGAUAUGCCGGUUUUCUUCUUCAUUGACCCGGAUUUUGCCAAGGAUCCGGCUAUGAAGAAUAUCGAUACGAUUACUCUGUCAUACACAUUCUUUAAAGCGAGAUAUGAUGACAACGGCGUUUUACGAGCCACACCUUAA